AUGGAUGCUUACCACACAAAUGUUGUUGAUUGUGAAACAUCAUCUAAAAAGAAUAAACCAAAAUUCUUGUGGAAUAAUGAUGCGUUUAUGGAGAUGGAUAGUGACUACUCUGAUUCAGAUGACAGUGAUGAAGAGUAUAUGGAUGAUGAGGUUAUAGGAUUUAAAAGGUUUGUGCAAGAAUCUUUUAAUCAUUUCGGGGAAACAAUUCAUAGACAUUUCUAUAGAGUUUUGGCAGCCGUGCUUAGGAUGAGUGCUGAUAUCAUCAAGCCAGCCGCAAACUAUAAUGAUGAUGUACCUGCACAUAUAUUAAACAACCCUCCGUAUUAUCCAAUGUUCAAGAACUGCAUUGGUGCUAUAGACGGGACACAUGUGAGGGCAUCGGCUCAAUUGAACGAACAAUCGAAGUCGCUAGAUGCUUAUGAAGCAUGCACGAGGAGGAGGUCGUUGUGGGAUGAGGAUGAUGUGGAUUAUAAAUAUUAUGUUGUUGAUGUCGGAUACCCAAAUACUAGAGGGUAUCUUGCUCCAUACAAAGCGUCGAUGGCGAUCCAUAACUAUAUUAGAAAAGUCGAUGGGUUUGAUAAAGCAUUUGAUAGGGCACAACAAGAAUCAUACAGUCCUAGAGGAGGUGGUACUAGCGAUGAAGUUCGCGAAGAAGUUCAGUCUACACGUCGUACAAAUGAUGAUGAUAUGUAUAUGGCUGAUGCGUAUCGAGUGUGA
Messenger RNA from Helianthus annuus (common sunflower), 717 nucleotides. RefSeq lists its product as uncharacterized. The transcript has 7 exons. NCBI's taxonomy places the organism in Eukaryota, Viridiplantae, Streptophyta, Magnoliopsida, Asterales, Asteraceae. The record is from RefSeq and is a predicted model, not a curated record. Bases 1 to 717 code for a protein of 238 amino acids.